GUGUACGUGGUUUGUCUACUCGAACGGACGAUUGACACAAAACUGCGGCCUUACAUGGACACAAUACAAUCGAUGGAAUAUUCAGCAGCAGUCCUCCAGCAGUUCGCUGCUCCAUUUUUUUGAAAUUGUUCUUGCCCGAUGCUCGUCAUUGAGCUGACAUGAUCGCCUGCAGUGUCGAAAAUUGUCGACACAGAUUUAACUGGACUUCGUCGGACACUAAUUUCGAGCUGUGGAGGUUCAGGCGGGUUUAGGGUACUUGGACAGUCGAGGAGUAUCGAUACACGAGCAAGCAAAGUUUGUAGUGAAUUCUGGGUACAUAAUCUAUUCACGUCUCCCAUAGGAUCUGUGAAAAGAGCGAAUCAAUUCAAAGCAGAAAGAAAACGAAAAUCUCUGAAUGGGGGGUGAAAACAUGGCUGAGGAGGAGGAGAGCAAAGGGGGAGGCAUGGGCAGCAGCAGUGUCCAGAUAACUCCCCUGUCUGGUGCACAUUCGGAGUCCCCACUGUGCUAUCUACUGGAAGUUGACGGGUUCCGUUUCCUCCUGGAUUGUGGAUGGACCGACGCAUUCGAUGUGGCUCAACUUCAGCCACUUGCAAGUGUGGCCUCCACAAUCGAUGCAGUGCUGUUGUCUUAUCCCGACACAAUGCACUUGGGAGCAUUGCCAUAUGCAGUAGGCAACCUUGGGCUCACUGCAACUGUAUAUUGCACACUACCAGUGCAUCGGAUGGGGCAGAUGUAUAUGUACGAUCAUUACCUCUCUCGCCGGGCUGUAUCGAAUUUUGAUCUGUUCAAUCUUGAUGACGUGGACACAGCUUUUGGGAAUUCUGUGCAACUUAAGUACUCUCAACAUCAUCUCCUACAAGGCAAAGGUGAAGGAAUUACCAUAACUCCCUACGCAGCGGGGCGUCUGUUGGGUGGAACUGUUUGGAAAAUAACUGUAGACACUGAAGAUAUCAUCUACGCUGUAGAUUUCAACCAUCGAAAGGAAAGGCAUCUGAACGGAACAGUUCUACAAUCCUUUGUCCGACCUGCAGUUCUUAUCACUGAUUCAUAUAAUGCGCUGAAUAAUCAACCAUUACAAAAGCAAAGAGAUGCCGAAUUCCUCGAUGUAGUUAUGAAGGCACUACGGGCAGGUGGCAAUGUACUGCUUCCCGUUGAGACUGCAGGGCGCGUUCUUGAACUAGUACUAUAUCUCGAUAAGUGUUGGGCAGGUGAUAAGCUGAAUUACCCAAUGGCUCUAUUGACAAAUGUGUCAUACAGUACACUGGAGUUUGCAAAGAGCUUGCUCGAGUGGAUGAGUGAUGCCAUUGCGAAGUCCUUUGAGCACACCAGAGACAACUCAUUUGUUCUCAAGUAUCUCAAGUUAUGUCACACAAGGAAAGAUCUAGAUGACCUACCCGCGGGUCCCAAGGUCGUUUUUGCUUCUAUGGCUAGCUUGGAAGCAGGUUUCGCUCGAGAGCUUUUUGUAGAAUGGGCAACAGAUCCAAACAACCUUGUGCUUUUCACCGAGAGGGGCCAGGUAGGCACUCUGUCUCGGAAACUUCAAGCAGAGCCUCCUCCCAAGGUAGUGAAGGUAACUUUGAGCAAGAAAGUUCCUCUCACUGGUGAGGAACUAAAGGCGCAUGAGGAGCAAAACCGGUCGAAGCAGGAAGCUUUGAAGGCGAGUGUCCCAGUGGAGGAGACCGGAUCCCAGUUGAGUGGUGGGUCAGGACCAGCACCUGCCGUCACCGUCGAGCCUGUCAAGGCCAGUGAAGGAACCAACAAGUUCACGUCAGGUGCAUCACAGCGGGAUGUUCUCAUCGAGGGCUUUACCAUGCCACCUAAUUCUGUUGCACCCAUGUUUCCCUUUCAUGAAAGGGCCAGUGAUUGGGAUGAAUAUGGAGAAAUAAUAAAUCCUGAUGAUUAUAUAUCCAAAGUCGAAGAUAUGAUGGACUACACAUUAACGCAACAGGGACCUACAGCAGAAGGUGAAGAAAAAGCAGAUGGAGAGAAUGAGGACCUCAUAUUAAACGAAAAGCCCUCUAAAGUUGUGCUUGAGGACAUCACGGUACAAGUUAGAUGCUCACUCCACUACAUGGAUUAUGAAGGAAGAUCAGAUGGGAAGUCUAUAAAAAAUAUCCUGGCUCAUGUUGCCCCUUUGAAGUUGGUUUUGGUUCAUGGAUCGGCCGAGGCUACUGAACACCUAAGACAGCAUUGUCAGAAGAACUUUUGCCAGUUUGUUUACGCCCCUAGACUUUCUGAGACGGUGGAUAUAACCUCUGACUUAUCUGCGUACAAGGUGAGGCUGACCGAGCAACUUAUGAGCAACGUGCUUUUCAGAAAGCUCGGGGAUUAUGAGCUUGCUUGGGUCGAUGGAGAGGUAGGAGCCGAGGAAGAUGACAUGCUACCACUUCUUCCUGCCGCCACCCCACCCCCUCACAAGGCCGUGUACGUCGGUGACCUGUGGCUUGCUGACUUCAAGCAGUUACUGGCAACAAAGGGUGUACAGGCAGAGUUUGCGGGAGGCCUCUUGCGUUGUGGAGAGAAUAUUGCAGUUCGUAAAAGCGGUGGACAGCAACUAGUGAUAGAAGGCCCAUUAUCGGAGGACUAUUACAGAAUUCGGGAACUGCUAUAUUCUCAGUUUUACAUGCUCUAGAUCUCAAAGUUCAACACAUUUUUGUAGAAUAGAUGAGCAAUUAAUCGGUAGCUUCAACUUGUAAAUCCUUGUGGCUACCAUUUGUACGAUAAUGAGCUUAAAGAAGUGCCAAAUUAUGCAGAUCAUUUUCACACGCUUCUGGACAAGCCCGU
Molecule: messenger RNA, 2784 nt
Organism: Marchantia polymorpha subsp. ruderalis
Lineage: Eukaryota; Viridiplantae; Streptophyta; Marchantiopsida; Marchantiales; Marchantiaceae
Source: the annotation of a GenBank genome assembly